UUCUAUUUUUUUAUUUUUUAGUUAUUCUAUAUUAAUUUUUAAUACUUGAUUGUUGCUGUUUUAAUGUAGGUUUAGAAUAGUUAGAUUGAUGCUAAUUGUAUUUGUAUAGAAUGGCACUUGAAAGCAAUUUUUGAGUUACUGAGCAUUGGUUUAUCCCAUGGGAUUGGCUCAAUUUUGUUGUGGUUGGCUCUCUUUUGAUGCUAGUGUUGUGACUAAGGGAUCAUUGAACUAUUUAUUUUGUUGCACUUAGCUAAUAGGUUAUGUGAUAGUGUGAUUAGAUAAUAGGUUCAGUGAAUCUGACAACUAUGCACCCAACACAAGAAUAUGAAUGUGCAGAUAUGACCUAUGAGUAUGCAUACUGGAGAAAGAGAAAAGAAAAUUUGUGAGGAAAAACAUUAAAGUGGAAUAACAACAUCGUUGUUGAAAAACAGAAAAUGGCUGCAUCAGUGUCUCUGCUUCGAAAACUGAAGAGCCUCCCUCUGUGUGCAUGGUUUGGGAGCAGGAGAAGGAACUUGCGUUCUGAUGCGGCGUUGGAAGCCAUAGCCAAAGCUUCAGAAGACAAAGUUCCCAACUUGGUUGUCUACAACUACCCUACCUUCUCUGGAGCAUUCUCCGCCCUCUUUGCUCACCUCUUCCACAUUCGCCACAACCUCCCUGCCCUCAUUUUGCCCUUCUCUUCGGUUCCAUUUCUCUCUCUCAGGGUUGAAGAUUUGUGCAUUGAAGGCCUUGAGACCUGCUACCUGCUUGAUUUUAUUCCACCAAAAGAAUUUAUUUUCAAACUUACCAAGCAAUCAACAUGCAAGAUUAUUGGGUUUGAUCACCGGAAAUCGGUGCUUCGUAAUAUUCCCUCUGCCGACGAUCUUGCUGAGAACAUUAUGAUUCAUGUUAACCAUGAGAAGAGUAGCUCCAGUGCUGUUUAUGAAUACUUUUCAAGAAAAAGUGCGGACAUGAAUUCUGAUGGUGUGGUUCCAAGUUUAGUGGACUCGAAAGACAGGGAGCGUGUGGAGAUGAUUCUUAGCUAUAUUGAGGAUGGAGAUCUUCGCCGAUAUACCUUGCCUAACAUUAAGGCCUUUAACAUUGGACUGAAUGAAUGGCGGGAAAAGCUUAACUGCAUUUCCAAUCCGAACAUGUAUAAGCAGUUGCUGGAGUUAAGUGCUGAAGGUUUAAUCGCUAAAGGAAAUUCACAUGUUUCAUCUCGCCAGAAUGCUGCAAGUAAACUGCUGCAAAAGGUGUUUAGGGUUCGGUUGGGAAGAGGAUUUUAUGGAGAGUGCCUGGUAUACUUUAGUACAUAAUUCCUUCUUUUCCAUUGUGGUUCAUCUUUAAUUUGUCGGUUCUCCUUCCUAUGUUCUCGUAACUACUAGAGAGAUUCAAAAGUGGCAGUAUAUUUUAAUGCUAUUUUAAUCCUCACUGCAGUUUAUUUUAAUGCUAUCAAUUUUAUGUAUAAUGUAUCACCAAUAUAGACCCAUAGGAGCUGUGAUAUUCAUGCAACGGAAUAAUCUCAAAAUGUGCUUGCGUAGCAUGGAUAGGGUCACUGAUACCUCUGAAGUUGCAAGGGCCUAUGGUGGAGGUGGUUCCCCAAGUUCAAGUUCCUUCAUAAUAAGGAUGGAUGAGUACAACCAAUGGAUUUGAGUGAAUUGAUCCUGAGCAUUCCGGUUGAGAUCAACAGUGACAGUAUGAUGGCUGGUUUACUUGAUGUAAUUUUGAGAUCAUCUGGCACGAUUAAUGAGAUCCGUUUACAAGACAGACGAUGCUUUGACAGGGACCUUUCGAAGAUGAUACAGCCGGCGCUUAUUGUCUCCGCCGCAGCCGGCGCUUAUUGUCUCCGCCGCAGCCGGCGCUUAUUGUCUCCACCGCAGCUGGCACUGGAGCAGGUAGCUGGCACUGCAGUUUCGUAUCUUCCGCCGCCACCACAAGCGCGUCGCGUCUCUGGUCGUAGCUUUCGCCUCUUUGGAUCGUCGUCGCACCGCCACUCUGUUCCGCCGUCUUUUGUUCUGCCGUCCGCCUUUCCUCAUCGUGACCAGCUCUGUUCUUCUCUGUUCUCUGGGUACCCUCGCCUUUCCUCAAGGUUCUUCUCUGUUCUCUGUUCCGCCGUCCUCUGUUCUUUGCAUUUCCUUUAUGGGUUCUACCGUUCUAAAGGUGCAGAUGAGUUUGCAUCUGAUAUUAGUUUAUGAAUCAAGAAUCCUUAUGAAUGGUUCAAUAAUGCUUAAUUGUUUAGCUUUGUGAAAUUAGUCAGAAAUGAUAAACUGGUAACAUAUAUAGUUCCUGAAACAAGUAACUCUGGAGAUAUUUAUGUUGCAAUAAUGCUAUGUUACUAAGUGUUCUAGAUUGGUAUUAUUUUUUAAAUGAUCAUCUAAUUUAUUUACUUUGCUGUA
Messenger RNA from Arachis ipaensis, 2372 nucleotides. NCBI's taxonomy places the organism in Eukaryota, Viridiplantae, Streptophyta, Magnoliopsida, Fabales, Fabaceae. The record is from RefSeq and is a predicted model, not a curated record.